Cucumis melo (muskmelon) is the source of this 1214-nucleotide messenger RNA. Its product is annotated as fasciclin-like arabinogalactan protein 21. The record is from RefSeq and is a predicted model, not a curated record. Lineage: Eukaryota; Viridiplantae; Streptophyta; Magnoliopsida; Cucurbitales; Cucurbitaceae. The transcript has a single exon. Bases 66 to 1157 code for a protein of 363 amino acids.
ACCAUUCUUAUUCUUCUGCUUCUGAUUUGUGUGCAGAAUUUUAGUUUUGAAUUCAAUCGAUCAAAAUGGCUAAGUGUUCAUUCGAAUGGUGGCAUGCACCCAUCGUCUUCUCCAUCUCUGUAGUUUUAGCCUUCUUCGCCAUUUCCACGGCUCUCCACUCAUCUACUUCCCACACUGCAACUCCACCCAACAAAUCCAUGGCCGAUGAACUUUCUUUAAACGCAUCAAGGGCCUUAAGAAGAGCCGGUUUCAACACCAUUGCCACACUCCUUCAAGUAUCCCCUGAACAUUUCUUCUUCCCUCAAAACUCCACCAUUUUCGCCAUUAAAGAUUCCGCCAUCUCCAAUACCUCCCUCCCUCCAUGGCUCCUCAAGAAUCUUGUCAAAUACCACACUUCCCCGUUCAAGCUUUCCAUGACUGACCUGUUAAAGAAGCCUCAAGGGGCCUGUCUCCCGACCCUUUUGAUGCCAAAGAAAAUUGCUAUCACUAGAAUGGAUUCCACUGCUAGAUUGGUUGAGAUCAAUCAUGUUCUUGUCACUGACCCUGAUAUUUUUCUUGGUGGGAAUGUUUCCAUUCAUGGUGUUCUUGGCCCAUUUUCUCCUUUGGAUCCUCUUGAUGUGCGUCAGGGAUGGAGCUUAAUUCAAUCGCCGUACUGUGAUUCGAAUGGUACCAUAAUUUCAGAUCCUUUUGAACCCAAUAAUGGGGUUGUUGGAGUUGGAGUUGAAGUUGAAUGGAGAAGAAUCAUAAGAUGGCUUAGUGCAAAUGGGUUUGUUUCUUAUGCAAUCGGAUUACAAACCGUUCUUGAAGGGCUUCUUCAAGAUUUCGGAGGAUUGAGAUCGAUUACUGUCUUUGCGCCGCCGAAUUUAGUCUCUGUUACAUCUCCAUCGCCUGUUCUGAAUCGAGCUGUGAGGCUUCAUAUUGUUCCUCAAAUGGUUACAUACAAAUCCCUCGCUUCGUUGCCGGCCAGAACUUCGCUCAAGACGCUCGUCUCCGGCCAAGAUAUCGAGAUCCUCGGAGGAGUUCGUGUUCCAAGAGGAACGGUGGUAGUUAACGGCGUGGAGAUUGUCUCACCGGAGAUUUUCCGAUCAGAGAACUGUGUAAUCCAUGGGAUUUCCCGGUCGCUUGAGAUCGCCGGUUUACCUCAUUCAUCUAGAUGAGAUCGCUUCAAUUAGUGGAAAUUCAAUCCAUCCAUAGAACUAAAACAUCUGUUCUGA